Messenger RNA from Triticum aestivum (bread wheat), 1013 nucleotides. RefSeq lists its product as uncharacterized. Lineage: Eukaryota; Viridiplantae; Streptophyta; Magnoliopsida; Poales; Poaceae. The transcript has 3 exons. The record is from RefSeq and is a predicted model, not a curated record. The coding region runs from base 246 to 797 and encodes 183 amino acids.
AAAAAAAAACCUACACCUAGACCAAUCUACGAUCCACUGUCGCUCCUUCCUUUGUUUAUGCCUAGGCCGGCUAGUCCAACCGGCGAGACACACCACGGUAUCCCUCACGCCGGAUCCCCUCUCUCUCUGUCCUUGUGUCCGAAGCCAAAGCCCGGGACGCGACAGACGGCACACGCGCUAGUCUGAAAUUUCGGACCAAUUAACCGGUGAGCCUGUGGCGCCAGCGAGCCACAGCCGACCCCGCCAUGGCCGGCUCCACCGCGGUGCUGGCCGCCAUCCUGCUCAUCGACAUCGUCGCCUUCGGCCUCGCCAUCGGCGCCGAGCAGAGCCGCCCCUCGGCGAGCCUGGAGACGGACGCGAGGAAGGAGUGGACCUACUGCGUGUACCGCCCGGACGCGGCCACCGGGAUGGCCGGCGCCGCGCUCGCCCUGCUGCUCGUCGGCCAGGCGGUGGCGGCCGUCGCCAGCCGCUGCUUCUGCUGCGGCGCCGCGCUCCGACCCGGCGGCGCCCGCGGCUGCGCCCUCAUGCUCUUCCCCUCCUCCUGGCUGACAUUUCUCAUUGCGGAGGCGUGCUUGCUGGCUGGGCUGGUGCAGUCCGCCUACCACACCGGCUACCGCACAGUGAUAUUUGAGAACCCACCGGACUGCGAGACGGUGCGUCGAGGCACGUUUGGGGCCGGCGCGGCCUUUGCCUUGAUCACCGGUGUGCUCACCGGGUUCUACUACUACAACUUCUCCAAGGCGCGGGUGGCCUACCAACGACCGGAGGCCGCCAUCGGCAUGAGCCGGUAUAGCUGAAGAGUGACGUACAUAUUUUUUUUGUCAACUCUAGGUUACGUGGCACGAUUAAGAUAAGAUUAUCUUACCAACCAUUGUACAUGCCCUAACCAUGAUUAUUGAGCCUUCCGGGCAUUCCUCUUGUAUUGGGUUAAGCCGACAGUGUUCCUAGCUGGCCCUUAGAUGUAUCUUAACUUCGCCUAAAUUCCUCGCAGAAAAAAACUCAAGAUUUUCUAA